AUGGAAGGAAUCGAUCAACAUAUGCAGCAGCAACAAGAACAGCUACAACAACAGCUACAGCAGCAACAACAACAACUUGAUAUAGAGCAACAUGGUGUUGUUGGUGAUGAAUCGAUAAUAAUGGAUAGUGGUCAACCACACCUCCUCCCUCAGCUCAUCCCCGACCUUACAGUCCAAACAAAUAUAGUAGACACGAGCAUGGAGCAACACGACGACCUAUCUCUCGACUCUUCGAUCAACAUGAGUAGUGAAGCUCCAAUGAUAUUGGAUCAGUUAUCUUCAAACAGAUAUAAUCUAGAUCAACAACAACAACAACAACAACAACAGCAACAUCAAAUGAUAAACAAUAUUGUUAAAUCUACAACACCGUCUGUCAAUAAUAAUAGUAAUAGUAAUGGUAUUAGUCAUCAUCAACAACAACAUAAUAAUAAUAAUAAUAAUAAUAUAAAUAGUACGAGUUAUACAAUUAGAGGAGCACAUGCAACUCCUUCUUUAAACAACCUACCACUUAUCAUAAAGGGUAAAGAUGCAACACCGUCAACGACAACAACUAUUCUUGGCAAUGGAUUUAUGAAUCCCUCUAUCACAUCGUCGCUCAACCAAAUGAUCAAUACUCAAAAUACAACUCCGACCACACUAUCUCCGUAUUAUUCGUCUGCGCAGCAGUUGACGGGUCAGAUGAAUCCAACAAAUGGGUUUGUCGUUCCAUCAGCUCUUCCUCCCUCUACUUCUUCACCUGUCCUCACCUCUGUUUCGACACCAUCAUCCAAUAUUCCACCACCACCACCACCAUCUCUACCAAUAUCUACAUCAACUGUUGGUGGAAAACGAACAUCAUCUACAACGCCUUCACCGUCAUCAUCUCGGUCUGGAACGCCACCACCAAGUUCACCUGCUUUGACUUCAACCACAUCAACAACUACCAAUAAUAAUAAUAUUAAUAAUAAUAAUACCGUCCUAAAUUCUGACGGAGCUUCCCAACAACAACAACCAAUAAUACCAACACCAGUGGUGCCACCACGAAAAGGAUGUCAUUGUAAGAAUUCUAAAUGUUUAAAGUUGUAUUGUGAAUGUUUUGCCAACAAGUUGUUGUGUAAUGGAUGUCAUUGUUUUGGAUGUCACAACAAUGAUGCCAAUAUUGAAGUGGUACAACGAUCACGAUCAAAUAUACUCGAAAGAAAUCCAGAAGCUUUUAAUCCAAAAUUUAAACAAAAAGAGGAAACAAAACAACAUAAACAUACAAAAGGAUGUCAUUGUAGAAAGAGUGAAUGUUUAAAAAAAUAUUGUGAAUGUUUCCAAGCUGGAAUUCCAUGUGGAGAACAUUGCAAAUGUAUAGACUGUAGAAACACAGGAGAAGAUAUAAAAGAAAGAUCAAAACCAAAAGAACAACCAUUAAAAAAAGAAGAAAGAAAACCAACAGCAACAGCAAUUGCAAUACCAAUAACAAAACCAGCAUCAUCUAUUAUUGCACCAGUCAUUGGUGAUGGUGCUACCAAUUUAACAGAUAUAAUUAAAUCCUACACUUCAUUGGAUAAAAUGGCGCAAUAUUGUAUAUAUGAUAUAUUAUCAACUGUAAAGGAUCAUCCAGAAGUAAUGCAAACAAAACAACAAAUAUCUUUACAAUGUGAUGAAGAUUUAGGUUUUCAAACUGAACAACAACAAAAUAAUAAUCAUGAAAAUAAUAAUAAUAAUCAUAUAGCAGAUGAAUUUAAAGAAACAUUUAUACAGGCUGAAUUUAAAUUAUUAUCAAGAUUAUCAAACUUUUUAAAAGAAAUGAUAGAUCAUACUCCUUGA
Messenger RNA from Cavenderia fasciculata, 1794 nucleotides. RefSeq names its product tesmin/TSO1-like protein. The record is from RefSeq and is a predicted model, not a curated record. The transcript is spliced from 3 exons. Bases 1 to 1794 code for a protein of 597 amino acids. Gene Ontology annotation, cellular component: nucleus. Gene Ontology annotation, biological process: regulation of DNA-templated transcription. NCBI's taxonomy places the organism in Eukaryota, Evosea, Eumycetozoa, Acytosteliales, Cavenderiaceae.